UUAUAAACAGUUAACCUCUGAGGAAUUAUAAACAAAAGUUUUGAAAAUAUUUUGGUGAUGAGCUUCAGCCCAAUAUUAAAUAUAGUUCGAAGAUUUUACAAUACCACAAAAAUGGCAAAGAGUAAAUUUGAAUAUGUGAAACAAUUUGAAAUUGAAGAUAAACUUUUACCAAAUUGUUGGAUUGUCGUGCGUGUUGAUGGAAAAGGGUUUCAUAAAUUUUCGGAGAAACAUAAGUUUGAAAAACCGAACGAUAUAAGAUCUUUGGACUUAAUGAAUAAGGCUGCAUCAAAAGUUAUGGAGCAAUAUAAGGACAUUGUCAUAUCGUAUGGUGAAAGUGAUGAAUACUCAUUCAUUUUGAAAAAAAGUACUGAUAUUUUUAAUAGGAGAGGAUCUAAAAUAAUGACUUAUAUCAAUAGUUUAUUCACGUCUUCAUAUGUCUACUAUUGGAACACAUAUUUCCAAGAUUUAAGAAUGAAGUAUCCACCUUGUUUUGAUGCCAGAGUUGUCCUUUACCCCACAGAUGAAAAUUUGAGAGAUUAUCUAUCCUGGAGACAAGCUGAUUGUCAUAUCAAUAACUUGUAUAAUACUACAUUUUGGGCUCUUAUUUUGAAGGGCGGUUGUACAAAUACAGAGGCUGAAAAACGAUUAUGUGGAACUUUUUCAUCUGAUAAAAAUGAAAUUCUUUUUAGUGAAUUUGGUACUAACUAUAAUAAUGAAUUGGACAUUUUCAAAAAAGGUACAAUUCUUUUAAGAAAAAAAAUUAAAGGACCAAAUUCAAAACAUUUCAAACAAGUGAUACUUCCUUUACAUGAAGACUUAAUUGGUGAUAAAUUUUGGCAUGAUCAUCAUGAAAUACUAUCUCUUGAAAAGAGUCAAGAAUAUGUAUAUGAAGACAUUGAAAAACUACCUAAAUUAGUGAAAAGCCAACUUCACAUUCAUGAGGAUGAAGAUUCCUCUGUUAAAAAUUAUAUCUUGAGUGGAGUGAAUAGUUAACCAAUGU
Harmonia axyridis is the source of this 1000-nucleotide messenger RNA. RefSeq names its product probable tRNA(His) guanylyltransferase. Gene Ontology annotation, molecular function: magnesium ion binding; tRNA guanylyltransferase activity. The transcript is spliced from 2 exons. Lineage: Eukaryota; Metazoa; Arthropoda; Insecta; Coleoptera; Coccinellidae. The record is from RefSeq and is a predicted model, not a curated record. Bases 58 to 993 code for a protein of 311 amino acids. Gene Ontology annotation, biological process: tRNA modification.